AUGCCAGCCAACAACCAAUUUGAAAGCGCUUCUGAGGAGAAGCGACCGCUUUCAAAGAGCAAGAAGAAAAAUCUUGCAAAACUAUUGAAGAAGAAACAAGAGAGAAUUACUGCGAAGAUUGAGAAUAAGAGAGAGAAGAGAAAGAAGAAGAAGCAAAGGCUGGAGUCCGUGAAAAUAGAGAAGAGGGAGAGAGGAGAGUUGGUGGAGGGGUUAGGAACGUUGGUAAUGGCGGAGAAGGAAGUGAAAAUGAGUGGAGCUAUGUUUGAGGGAUAUCGGGAGCAAGGGGCGGUUGAUGAUGAGGAUGAGGACGAUGAGGAUGAUUAG
Molecule: messenger RNA, 324 nt
Organism: Botrytis sinoallii
Lineage: Eukaryota; Fungi; Ascomycota; Leotiomycetes; Helotiales; Sclerotiniaceae
Exons: 2
Coding region: 1-324 (107 amino acids)
Source: RefSeq, a predicted model, not a curated record